AUGAAACUAAUAAAAUUGUUAAGAUUACAAGAUCUCAAUAUAAUCUGGUUUGCUCAUAUUCAAUUUGGUCACAGCCCAGGAAUCUUCCCAGUUCAUCAUCUGUUCUUCCAAAAGGGAUUUUUCAAGAAAUUACGACUUCUCUUCAUUAUGGGAUUCUUGGCAUCAGUUUCUAAAGCAUUCAGUCCACCACCUCCGAAAAUAUGUGGAUCUCCAGAUGGUCCUCCAAUCACAUCACCCAGGAUAAAGCUUCAUGAUGGAAGACAUUUAUCCUAUACGGAACAUGGUGUUUCAAAAGAUUCAGCGAAAUAUAAGAUAAUAUUCAUUCAUGGUUAUAACAGUUGCAAAGAAUAUAAUCCAUUAGCCAUUACAACCUCUUUGGAUCUUAUCGAAAGUUUAAGGGUGUAUAUUGUUUCAUUCGACCGACCUGGUUAUGGAGAGAGUGAUCCAAACCCAAAUCGAACUCUAAAAAGUUUUGCUUCUGAUGUAGAGGAGCUUGCUGAUCAGCUUGAACUUGGAUCAAAAUUCUAUUUAGUUGGAUUCUCAAUGGGUGGACAAUUGGUUUGGUCUUGUCUCAAGUACAUCCCUCAAAGAGUACAAAUCCCCAGGAAGUUCUCAUGA
Lactuca saligna is the source of this 618-nucleotide messenger RNA. The record is from the annotation of a GenBank genome assembly. NCBI's taxonomy places the organism in Eukaryota, Viridiplantae, Streptophyta, Magnoliopsida, Asterales, Asteraceae.